This is a messenger RNA of Soboliphyme baturini, 708 nucleotides long. The record is from the annotation of a GenBank genome assembly. NCBI's taxonomy places the organism in Eukaryota, Metazoa, Nematoda, Enoplea, Dioctophymatida, Soboliphymatidae.
AUGGAGGCGAUUAAGAACAUCCGCAUCUCGCCAGCCACCCAUUCUGACUACAUUCGACCGUUGCGCCUCUAUUUUGAUCAGGCUCAGCGGAAGCGGGCGUGGGACGUGAUCAAAUCGCACAACAGUGUUUCCGCCGUUCUAUAUCAUGAACAGAAAAAUGCACUGGUAUUCGUUAAGCAGUUUCGUCCUGCCGUCUACGUGAAUUCCAUAUCGAUUCCGCCCAAUUUUACGGGCCCGAUUGAUUCGGUAGCGAAUCCAACCUCUUUGGGCGUGACGUACGAACUGUGUGCCGGCAUAGUCGACAAAGAUUUGCCCCUUGAGCGAAUCAUGCAGGAAGAAAUCAUGGAAGAGUGCGGCUAUCAGGUGCCGGUGGAGAAAUUAGAGAAAAUUACUUCUUGCAGGCAGGGAUUUCGACACUUUGUUCCGCGAACGGUCAUUUUUUCGACCGCUUUCUUUUUUAGGUCAGGCGUUGGCUUCGCAGGGGCGUCUCAGACUUACUUCUACUCAGCGAUUGACGAUAGUAUGAAGAUUUCAGACGGUGGAGGCAAUCCAUUAGAAUGUGAAUCCAUCGAGGUGGUUCACAUGCCGAUAGACGACGCUGAGGCAUUUCUGCUCGACGAGAAAAUUAAUAAACCACCCGGCAUUCUUUUUGGUGUUAUGUGGUUUUUGAAGUUCAAACUGCCACAGAUAGCGUCUGCGAAAGUUUGA